Molecule: messenger RNA, 2166 nt
Organism: Candida albicans SC5314
Lineage: Eukaryota; Fungi; Ascomycota; Pichiomycetes; Serinales; Debaryomycetaceae
Gene: SUP35
Product: translation termination factor GTPase eRF3
Exons: 1
Coding region: 1-2166 (721 amino acids)
Biological process (GO): translational termination; translation; nuclear-transcribed mRNA catabolic process, deadenylation-dependent decay
Cellular component (GO): translation release factor complex
Molecular function (GO): GTP binding; GTPase activity; translation release factor activity
Source: RefSeq, a predicted model, not a curated record
AUGUCUGACCAACAGAAUACUCAGGACCAAUUGUCUGGUGCUAUGGCCAAUGCAUCUUUGAAUGGAGAUCAAUCCAAGCAACAGCAACAGCAACAACAACAGCAACAACAAAACUACUACAAUCCAAAUGCCGCUCAAUCUUUUGUUCCACAAGGUGGCUACCAACAGUUCCAACAGUUCCAGCCUCAACAGCAGCAACAGCAAUAUGGUGGAUAUAAUCAAUACAACCAAUACCAAGGAGGUUAUCAACAAAACUAUAACAAUAGAGGGGGAUACCAACAAGGUUAUAACAACAGAGGUGGAUACCAGCAAAACUACAAUAACCGUGGUGGCUAUCAAGGAUAUAACCAAAACCAACAAUAUGGAGGAUAUCAGCAAUACAAUUCGCAACCUCAACAACAACAGCAACAACAAUCUCAAGGUAUGUCGUUGGCAGAUUUCCAAAAACAAAAAACUGAACAACAAGCUUCUUUGAAUAAACCAGCUGUUAAGAAAACCCUUAAAUUGGCAGGAUCUUCAGGUAUAAAAUUAGCAAAUGCUACAAAGAAAGUGGAUACCACUAGCAAACCACAAUCUAAAGAAUCAUCUCCAGCUCCAGCUCCAGCUCCAGCUGCUUUCGCUUCUCAAGAAGAAAAGAAGGAAGAAAAAGAAGCUGCUGCUGCUACUCCUGAAACCAAAAAGGAAACUUCCGCACCAGCAGAAACCAAAAAAGAAGCUACUCCAACUCCUGCUGCUAAAAAGGAAUCAACCCCAACUCCUGCUACUGCUACUAAGAAAGAGUCAACUCCAGUUUCAAACUCUGCUUCUGUGGCAACUGCAGAUGCUCUUGUUAAAGAACAAGAAGAUGAAAUUGACGAAGAAGUUGUCAAGGAUAUGUUUGGUGGUAAAGAUCAUGUGUCUAUUAUAUUCAUGGGUCACGUUGAUGCUGGUAAAUCUACCAUGGGCGGUAACAUUUUAUACUUGACAGGAUCUGUUGAUAAACGUACUGUUGAAAAAUACGAAAGAGAAGCCAAAGAUGCUGGUAGACAAGGUUGGUAUUUGUCUUGGGUUAUGGACACCAACAAAGAAGAAAGAAACGAUGGUAAAACCAUUGAAGUUGGUAAAGCCUAUUUUGAAACCGAUAAAAGAAGAUAUACUAUUUUAGAUGCUCCAGGACACAAAAUGUACGUUUCAGAAAUGAUUGGUGGUGCAUCUCAAGCUGAUGUUGGUAUUUUGGUUAUUUCUGCAAGAAAAGGUGAAUACGAAACUGGGUUCGAAAAAGGUGGUCAAACCAGAGAGCAUGCAUUAUUGGCCAAAACUCAAGGUGUCAACAAAAUUAUUGUUGUCGUCAACAAGAUGGAUGAUUCCACUGUUGGUUGGUCUAAGGAAAGAUAUCAAGAAUGUACCACCAAGUUGGGUGCUUUCUUGAAAGGUAUUGGAUAUGCCAAAGAUGAUAUCAUUUACAUGCCAGUAUCUGGUUACACCGGUGCUGGUUUGAAAGACAGAGUAGAUCCAAAGGAUUGUCCAUGGUAUGACGGACCUUCAUUAUUGGAAUACUUGGAUAAUAUGGAUACCAUGAACCGUAAAAUUAACGGUCCAUUCAUGAUGCCAGUCAGUGGUAAAAUGAAGGAUUUGGGUACAAUCGUUGAAGGUAAGAUUGAAUCAGGACAUGUUAAGAAGGGUACUAAUUUGAUUAUGAUGCCUAACAAGACUCCUAUUGAAGUUUUAACCAUUUUCAACGAAACUGAACAAGAAUGUGAUACUGCCUUCAGUGGUGAACAAGUCAGAUUGAAAAUUAAAGGUAUUGAAGAAGAAGAUUUGCAGCCUGGUUAUGUGUUGACUUCACCUAAAAACCCAGUUAAAACUGUCACAAGAUUUGAGGCCCAAAUUGCUAUUGUGGAGUUGAAAUCUAUUUUAUCCAAUGGGUUCUCUUGUGUUAUGCAUUUGCAUACUGCUAUUGAAGAAGUUAAAUUUAUUGAGUUGAAACAUAAAUUAGAAAAAGGUACCAAUAGAAAAUCUAAGAAACCACCAGCAUUUGCCAAAAAAGGGAUGAAGAUCAUUGCUAUUUUAGAAGUCGGUGAACUUGUUUGUGCUGAAACUUACAAGGACUACCCACAAUUGGGUAGGUUUACUUUGAGAGAUCAAGGUACAACCAUUGCCAUCGGUAAGAUUACCAAAUUGUUGUAA